Molecule: messenger RNA, 669 nt
Organism: Closterium sp. NIES-65
Lineage: Eukaryota; Viridiplantae; Streptophyta; Zygnematophyceae; Desmidiales; Closteriaceae
Source: the annotation of a GenBank genome assembly
AUGCAGCCGGUCGGCGUCAUCCGUCGUGAUGCAGUGGUAUCGUGCGACUGGUUGCUGCAGAUGAACGGCACCAUCUGGAGGAAGGAUGGAGAUCAUACAUGGAGCACGCAUUACUGCAUACCUGGUGUGCACGUUUCUCCAUACUUGAACAGAGGGUGGGGAGACACAAGGAAAAGGGAUACAGGUAAAAGGGACAGGGAAACUGGUAACACGAAGACAGGGAAGGGGAUGGCGGGAAGCAGGGAACGGGAUGGGGGGAAGCAGGGAAGGGGAUGGGGGGAAGCAAUGAAGGGGAUGGGGGGAAGCAGGGAAGGGGAUGGGGGGAAGCAGGGAAGGGGAUGGGGGGAAGCAGGGAAGGGGAUGGGGCUAGGGGGAAGCAGUGAAGGGGAUGGGGGGAAGCAAGGAAGGGGAUGGGGCGAAGCAGGGAAGGGGAUGGGGGGAAGCAGGGACGGGGAUGGGGGGAAGCAGGGAAGGGGAUGGGGGGAAGCAGGGAAGGGGAUAAGGGGAAGCAGAGAAUUGGAUGGGGGGAAGCACGGAAGGGGAUGGGGCGAAACAGGGAAGGGGAUGGGGGGAAGCAGGGAAGGGGAUGGGGGGAAGCAGGGAAGGGGAUGGAGGGAAGCAGAGAAGGGGAUAGGGGGAAGCAGGGAAGGGGAUGGGAGGAAGCAGUGA